UCUUCAUAAAGUACGCAUCAUAUCAUUUAAAUUCGUCGCAAUAUUCUUUUUCGUUAUUAAUAAAUCAAAAAUUAAAAAAAAAAUUAUAAAUUACUAAACAAAUAAUACUAAAAAUAAAUAAUAAAAAUAUAAAAAAAUAGUUAAAUAAGUACAGAAUAUAUCUAUUAAAAAUUAAAAAAAAGAAAUAUAUAUAUACAUAUAAAGCAAAAAAUGGGUUUACAAAAGAUUUUCAUGACAUUGUUAUUCAUUGGGGUGUUGAAUUUUGAAUUUAACAAUGGAUACAGAAUUCUUGGAAUUUUCCCAUUUCAGGGAACAAGUCAUUUUGUUAUGUUUGAAAAAAUCAUGAAAGAAUUGGCAAGAAAAGGUCAUCAAGUUGAUGUUAUUAGUCAUUUUCCUUUAAAAGUGCCACAAGAAAAUUAUCAUGAUUUUAGUAUUAAAGGAAGUGCUCCAGAAACAAAAAAUAAUGUCACAUUUGAAGUGAUUGAAAAUAUAUCGAAAUUUUUUGAUAUAAGAGAUUUUUUACAAUUGGAAAUGAAUGGACUUUGUGAUAUUAUGGGACAUUCAGUGAUGCAAGAUUUUAUUAAUGGACCACAUAAAAAUAUAUCCUAUGAUCUUAUUAUAAUCGAGAUAUUUAUGAAUCCUUGCUUUUUGGCAUUUGGUCAUCAUUAUAAAAUUCCAAUGAUUGGAGUGACAAGCAGUAUUCUUUAUGAAUGGAUGAAUGAACCAUUUGGAAAUCCAGCAAGUCCUUCAUUAAUUUUUAAUUCGGAAAAAAAUUCUUUUAUUUCAAAUUUUUAUAAAAGAUUAAUUAAUACAGUUAACAAUUUUCGUGGGAAAUUAUUGUUCAAUUAUUAUUCACAAGAACAAAAUAAAUAUGUGAGAAAAUAUUUUGGUGAUAAUUUUCCAACUAUUAAUGAACUACAAAAAAAAGUGGCUCUAGUUUUGGUGAAUUCACAUCAUAGUUUGACGGGUGUCAAACCAUUGACAACAUCUGUUAUUGAAGUUGGAGGAUUACAUAUUCAAAAAAAUGAGGAAAACCUAUCUGAAGAUAUUAAAAAAUGGCUCGAUGAUAGUACAAAUGGAUGCAUUUACAUAAGUUUUGGAUCAAUGGUUCUUUUUGAAACAUUUCCAAUGUAUUUACAAGACGCUUUUUACACAGCAUUUCAAAAUUUACCACAUUUACGAUUUUUAAUAAAAAUCAAAAAUAUUAGUGAUUUACCGACAAAACUUCCGGACAAUGUUAAAAGUUUCUCUUGGAUUUCACAGUUACAAGUGUUUAAGCACAAAAAUGUCAAGAUAUUUGUAACACAUGGAGGAAUGAUGGGUGCAUUAGAAUCAAUUAUGAAUGCAAUACCAAUUAUUGGAAUGCCAUUGUUUGCUGAUCAAUCAUUGAAUCUCGAAAAUUUGGUACAAAGGAAUAUUGCCAUUUCGUUAAAUUGGAAAACUGUUAAUGGUGAACAACUUACAAGUGCCAUUUCUCGUAUAUUAAAUAAUUCUAUGUACAGAAAAAAUGUUAUGAAAUUAUCUAAAUUAUACAUGGAUCGACCGUUAAGUCCUUUGGAGACAGCAAUUUUUUGGAUUGAAUAUAUUGGAAGAAAUGGAAAUAUCCUUCAAUCACCAGCAAUAAAAUUGAAAUGGUGGCAGGUGGAACUUUUGGAUGUUUAUGGAUUUUUGUUAUUGGCUAUUUUUCUUAUUUUUUAUAUUAUUUAUUUUAUUGCAUUAAAAUUAUCAAAAUUAUUCCCUCCUUUUAAAUACGGGCAAAAAUUAAUGUCAAAAAAGAAACAGUAAAACUGAUCGAUUUGAAUAUUAAAAAAAAAAAUUUUUAAUUUAACUGUAAAUAAAAAAUUGUUUUUAAUUUUAAUUUCUAUUAUUAUUUUAAAAUAAAUAAAUGUAAUAUUUUUGAAAUUUUUUUUUUAUAAAAUAAAACAGUCUACGAUUUUAUAUAUAUCUAUUACGACCUUGAA
Molecule: messenger RNA, 1961 nt
Organism: Leptopilina boulardi
Lineage: Eukaryota; Metazoa; Arthropoda; Insecta; Hymenoptera; Figitidae
Product: UDP-glucosyltransferase 2-like
Exons: 5
Coding region: 211-1785 (524 amino acids)
Molecular function (GO): UDP-glycosyltransferase activity
Source: RefSeq, a predicted model, not a curated record